Molecule: messenger RNA, 787 nt
Organism: Durusdinium trenchii
Lineage: Eukaryota; Dinophyceae; Suessiales; Symbiodiniaceae
Source: the annotation of a GenBank genome assembly
GAUACCACCAGCUUGCCUUGGCCAUUUCGUUUGAAAUCCACGCCCUGAUGGCCAUGGUGAAGCCGUUCCCGCGACUUCGCGGAGGUGAGGAAGCAUGAGGAAGAGUAUCACACCCAGGACGGCCGGCCCUCUCUCGGCCCGGUCCCGUGGAAAUCCGUCCAGACUUCUGGCUGGGCGCCUCAUUGUCGAGGCGUCCGCCACGAAGGCUCCGGCGUCCGUGCCUGCGGGCUUCGAGGAGCCGGACGAGGUGGACGAGGAUGAAGAGUUUCGGGACUUGCGAAAGCAGGUGAAGCAGCACUUGCUGGAGCGGCGCAACAGCCGCAGCACACCACGAGAUGUCGAGCCCUUGUCAGCGCGGUCUCGCACCAGCCGUCCCAAUAUCACCGCUGCGGCUGUCUUAGGGCCGUCCGGAGGUGUGGGAGUAGAUCCAAUCUACUUUGACUACGGUGCUGCCACCAGGGCCUUGCGCGCCAAAGUGCAAGAAGAGAAGGCUGCUGUGGCAGGUGAAGAUGCUUCGACCAAGGAGAUGGUGACCUUUCUGUCUGCGCAGGGCUUGUCCGGCCCGUUGAGGGCCUAUGCCAAAGCUUUGGCGCUGCAGGGCGUGACACAGCCGAGCGAGCUGAUCAAGACAGAGAAUUCGAGGUUGAGCCGACUCUUAACUUUGUCAGAGUUCGACAGCACGGAUGAGCUCUUGCUCUUGGAUGGCCUUCGACAACUACGUUAACUCCUUUCUUGAAUGAAUUAGUCGGUGCCUGUGGAUGAGACGGUCGCAUCAAAACUACUCCCA